UGGAUAAAUUCAUAACAAAAGGUAGUGCGUUCUAUAAAAUAGAAAAGUGUUGCACCUAUUUCAAACCUUAGGGCAGAGCACAAGAGAUGGCGAUUGAGCAUCCGGCGUGGCGGAAGAGGGUGCGGCGCAGCACGACCUGGCUGAUCAACGAGGCAGCGGCGGCCCUCUGCCGGAAGCAAAUGCUAGUGGAUUUCGUGUACCAAGUCAACACCAUCAACGGCGAAGGCUACGAUUCCAUCCCUCAGACGCGGGCCGUCAUUGAUGCAGUUACUCGAGGAGACGCGCAGCAGCAACACGAGGAGGAUUUCAUUGUCACCGUCAACCUGCACGACGCCUAUCGCCUGGUGGAGCAAGCUGCUGGCGAGUCCCGGCAGCCAGUUUUGACGAUAUCGGCCAUCCAGAGGCUCCACAAGGUCCUCUUCCAGAACCGCGAUGGAUGGGAGGCGGAGGCGGGCAGAUUCAGGGACCGCGACGUCUGGGUUCGCCUCAAGGACGGCUCCUUUCACCAGUUCGUGGAGCACUCCCAGGUACCUCACAGGUUGCAGCAGCUCCUGGGCGACACCAACACCAAGCUGGACGACGUCUUCUGCACCGAGCAAGAAGAUCUUGCAACCUUUACUGCUAAGCUCUUGCACCUGGCAGUCGAUUUCUUCCUCAACUUCGAGCUUAUUCAUCCGUUUCGAGACGGAAACGGACGGGUCGGAAGGCUCCUGCUCACCUAUCUCCUCUCCAGCAUCACACCUCAGCUGGCCCCCAACAAUGCGUACCUGGUGGACAGUGAAGACAUUGUUGACUAUGGCUUGUACCGCAGCUGCUUUCAGGAGGAGGGGCAGCACGCAUCGUCUUCAGAGACCCGAGAUCCCGGCCGACUCAUUGCCAUCUACACCGAAGGCCUCUAUGUCGGCUGGAAGAAGUUUUUCGUGGCGGCGGGGAUGGAAGCUCCACAAACGUGUAGGAUUGAUGAUGAUCCAGCUCACCUGGAAGACAACACUCUCAGUGAAGGCUAAAGCCGCAGAGACUUACCUUGGCAUAGAGAACGAAAAAAGUUAAGCAACAGGAGAUGGAUCUCCAGUGGCGUGACGCCCUUGAGUGGCUUAUCCACAACAGUGAGGAUGUUCGCGCCAUGUACCUUUGGAGAGCGUAGACGUCCACUGAGACAAGCAUCGAUCAUAAGCUAGCAGCCACACAAGAUGAACAAUAUCUUGGCGACGCGAGCAGUAACGUAUUGGAUUCUAUAAAGAAGAAGAGAGAACCUGUCAUUGGAAAGAA
Molecule: messenger RNA, 1269 nt
Organism: Selaginella moellendorffii
Lineage: Eukaryota; Viridiplantae; Streptophyta; Lycopodiopsida; Selaginellales; Selaginellaceae
Product: adenosine monophosphate-protein transferase fic-1
Exons: 2
Coding region: 87-1007 (306 amino acids)
Source: RefSeq, a predicted model, not a curated record